Messenger RNA from Paramuricea clavata, 30611 nucleotides. NCBI's taxonomy places the organism in Eukaryota, Metazoa, Cnidaria, Anthozoa, Malacalcyonacea, Plexauridae. The record is from the annotation of a GenBank genome assembly.
GUAUUGUUCAGUAGACAAUUACCAGACCAGUCAAGAGAAAAGUGGUAUAAAAAACCUUGAAUUGUAUAUUUUCAAAUCGCUGUAGUUUGCGGUAAAGCGAGUUAAGCAUUGAAAGUUAUGUGAGUGCGGUUAUAUUGUUGCGAACGUUGUUGUCUUUCGCAAGACUUGUGCCCCGGGUAAGUUUAUUAUUAUUUUGAGGUGAUGUAAAUAAAUUUCCGUUUGCUGUAUAUAUUCUUGUUCUUAGCAUUUGAAUGUAAAACUUAUUUACAGAAAUAUAUAGCGUAUUGUGUAACAAGCCUUAGCUAUCUGUUGACUAACGUUUUGCGAGGAUAGUAAUAUUGAACGACUCCCUAAAGCCAAACAUUGAAUUCAAAAGCCGCAAACUAAACAUUGUGUCAUCGAUAAUUUUGUUCGCACAAAUUAAUGCUCUAGUCUAUCUGUUCAAUUUUGCUAUUCUCAUGUGAGAAACACGCGAUAUUAUCUGUGUUAUAUCACAAUAUGAGACGGUAUUAUGUAUGUUUAAGCCGAUGUUAUUUGAAUAUUUUCUAAAUGAAUAUAUUGUGUUUAUAGCGUCUUGCUUUUAUAAAACCCAACUGUGAGGCAGCAUGCUUCGAAGACACGUCGUGUUAGUUUUAGUUUAAGAAACCAGAACUUUUGCACUUUUGUAAAUUGAUUCAACUAUAUUUAAAGAUACGAGACAGUAGAGUACGUAGAAAAUAUUGCCUCUUUGUUAAAACACUUGUGAUGUUUUGUUGAUAUUGUGCAAAUUAAUGCCGAGAUUCCAUGUGAUAUACUGUAACAAGGUAAAUGUGUUUGCCUAUACUCUAUAGCGGUUUACAGCUUACUUGUGGCGUUCAUUUUAUGAAAUCUGAACGAAAAGUACAAUAUUUUUGUCAAAGCGCUUUGCCUUUUUGGCAUUAUGUCAUUGUAAUUUCGUGCUUAUAAGCUUGUAUUGUUGCUACAGCAGCCUAAAGUGUGCCCUCGAGAAAACAAUAUAUAUGAAUUUUUCAUAGAUAAAGGACAUAUAGUCAAGUGUCUUUCAUAUUUUAGUGUUGGCGCAUGUGAUAUGAGAUCCUUAAAUCUUAACAGCGACGCUUCAAUGUUUCUUUUUUUUUAUGUUUGCCAUUUUAUAUUUUGUAAUGCGUUUAUAGCGAAAUGUUAUAUUUCUGUGCGCUACAAACAAGUGCUCAUUUACUUUCGCGUAAAGUCUAUCAAUAUAUAAUAUUUAUUGAGCGAAAUUGUGAUAUAAUGUUUCCAUAAAUGUGAUAAAAUACUGACGCGUUAUAAACUAGAUGUAAACAGAUCAUAUAGCUAUUGCAGCGCGAAAAAUAAGAGAAUGAUUUAAGGAUAAUGGUAACUAUAACUUGAGUUUUGCUGGCGCCACGUUAUUACGAAUUUUAAUAAGAAACUAACAUCCAGCUGCUAAGGACAAAAGAGUGAUUUUUUCCUGAAGCUGUGGCUGAUAUUACCAAACAAUAUCAUGAAAAAAGCUACAGUAAUGCAAUGAUUAGCACUCCCUCCGCACUGCACGAGAGCUUUCAAAUGAUUGAAACUGUUGUCACAAUACAUCUUUCAGCAGUAACAUCUUGCAAGGCAAUUUUCGAGAAGUUAAUGAAAAGCCAUGUGAACAAACCUCACUUUGCUCAUGAAACGCACAUUAUUUAAUAGCCUCACAUAUUUUUAUUUGAAAUUUGAAUCAUUGGCAGUGCCAUGGAAAGAGAAGUUAAGGGGGGAAUGGUACUGGUAGUGAAUAGUAUUAUGCACAAGUUUUUCUUGAACUUAGUCUUAAAAUAUUUAGUCUUAUUUUUAACUUUAUAUACAAAUCUAAUUUUGUAUGAUCUUCAAAAUCUUUAUUCUAUUUCUUUCACUUUCCAUCCUUUAAGAUUUCUAUCCGAGUUGUAGCGGAGGUUGCCUUGUGUACCAUGGCCUUUACUAUUAUACUUUACUUUAAUAAUAGAAUUUGAUUUUAUAGUUUGUUAUAUUUGUUACCAAGGGCUGACAGUAAUUGGUUUAUACUGUUGUGGUGUCCCCACCAUUCCUUGUGAGAUUCAGUCAUGUGCUGUACAUGUUCUGCUGUUGUAAUGUCAUGUUUCUAUGUACUACGUUUGUGUUGGCAAAGUUUAAUAAAUAAAUAAUGAAAAUGAUGUAGAAUCUCAGACAAAAAUGCAAGUGAAGCAUUUCAGGGAUUUUAAAUUUCAAAAUGUUCCUGUGGAGGUGCCCCUUACUUUAGAGAAUCCCACCACCCUUCCUCACCUUGUCCCCAAGUAAAGGGCCAUAUAGUUUGCAGACAAGCAUGUUUCCAAGGGAUCAUCACUUCAAGAUCUGCACUUGUCAAAUGAAACCCAGUGGUUACUGUCUGAAUCUUACCACAAUCUCUACCAAUUUUCCAUUAAAUCCUGUUGUCCCGCCUUGCUUAAUACAAGUCUUACAUCAGUCUUACGUUAUUAAUCCUGUUUAACCCAUUAAGCUGCAGAGCUUUCCCAUUGAUGAGUAAAAUCGUUUGGCAUUGGGCAAGUAAAAAAAUAAGUAGGGCACACUAGGGUGCAUUGUGGCUCAAUGCGUUAACUAGAGAAAUUGUCAGAUUUUAUGGUUAAGUUAACCGUUAACCCAUCACUGGGAAAAAAAUGUGAAAUCCAUACUAUGAAAUUGAAAUUGAAAGACUAAAUCCAUAGUAUAUCCAUUAUAAUCCAUACUAUUUCCAUACUAUAUCCAUAGUAUAUCCAUUAUAAUCCAUACUAUUUCCAUACUAUAUCCAUAGUAUAUCCAUUAUCAUCCAUACUAUUUCCAUACUAUAUCCAUAGUAUGGAAAUAUACAAUUAUUAUGGAUAAUCAAAAUCCAUUCUAUUUCCAAUGAAGGUCCAUACAAUUUCCAUUCUAUGACCUUCUAUGGUCUAUUAAGCUGCAGAGCUUCCCCAUUGAUGAGUAAAAUCGUCUGGCGUUGGACAAGUAAAAAAAAAUAAAUAGGGUGCACUGGGGCGCAUUGCUGCUCAAUGUUUUGAAAAUCUUGUAUCCCACUUGAAAUUUUAACUCAUCCCACAAAAUCAGACAGAGCUUUCCACUGGCCUUCCACACAAAACACAUGAAAUUGAGAUUUUUAAGACCAUUUUUUCUUGUAGCAAAUUUGAGGUAAUGAAAGUUUUUCUUUGGAUUCUACAUCAAUUUGUUUCUCUUCAUUUCUUCAGUAUAUACCCUCACCCUUCUGACUAAUUGCAUCACAAAUACUUCCUUGGCUUGGGAGCCUCGUGUAUUUGCGGGCAUACGAGACAGUGAGCUGCAGCACCCCAGUCAGUGUUUACUCAGAUUCUAGUAUAAAAUCAGGCAUUUGCUAGCCCUGCAUAAUGGUAUCACUUAUUUUGUCAUGAUAUUAAUGUUGAGAUACGAGCAUUAUGGUCAGAGUUUAAUGACUCAUAGUUUGAACUUGUUUCAUUGAAUGGAAAAUUGCAUGCAGUAGAGUGAGGGCAUAUCUUAAAGAUAGAAGUCCCAGAAAUACUCAUUUUAAGAUUGACUUGCAUUUCUGUGCAUCUGUAUAGGAGACGUUUUCCUCUAUUCAUCUUCUAUUCAUUUGUCAAAAAAACCCAUGAUAAUAUCUAGCAAUUUUAAUCAAUGUUGGGCAACCCCCCCUAAUUUUUUCCACCUUUGUGAUAUGGUGUAUGGAAUUAGGAAUUCAUAUCACAAACCUCACCCAGUACACAGUCUAUGUAGUACAUGUAUUAUAUUGCAGGCACAACAACAUGAUGACAGAAUAGGUUCUGUUUCCCAUCCAAAUAUUGCCCGCUCACCAAGAAAUCCCCCAGUGUCAUUGAUCUAACCCAUUUAGUUGCCCCAAUGCCAUCCUACUUUAUUAUUUUACUCCGUCUAACACCAGAUGAUUUUACUCAUCAAAGAGCGCUGGCACGUUAAUAGAGCUAUCUAUAGAAGGGACAGGGGGCAAUUUGCCAAUAAUAAUAGGGUGCCCAACUUGAAAAUGACAAAAGCUGGAUUGGUCUAGAUCACUAAAGGGGGCCCUCGCCAAAUCGUUUGGUAGCCCACUAUUGUAGUCAUGCAGAGCAGAAAUUUAUGAAGAUAGCGUGUAUUUACGUAAAAUGAAAAUUAACAAUUCUGGGAGAGACAGUGUUCAUACGUGGCGACCCCCCAAACUAUACUUGAAACCUCUUUAUAUAGUGCACGGGCACCUCUUUAAUAUCUACAGACGAGUAUACUGUUAUGGUUCAUACGUUUCCCUAGUCGUGAGAUAAAGUUACAUUAUUACUGAUCUAUUAUUACUACUAAUAUGGACACCCUUUAUUGUGCGUAUUACGGGAGUUAGAUACCUAGAGACCCUAGAGAUAAAGACAUGCCUACCUAAGGCCGACGACUGCAAAUGUCUGUAGUUGCGUGCAUACUGCAUAAUAGUAGGGAUCGCGCACGGCCAGGGGUCUGGUAUUGGUAUUGGAAGAGGCUAAAAUCAGUAGUGUUUGUUUGAAUACAUAUUCCUCAAAAAUUAUUUGCCCAACUAUUUGAAAUUUCGUGUGCUGAACAAACUCAUAUUUGUCUAAAUACUUGCGGAAUAUCAACCUCUAGCAUUGCGAACUUUCGAAUAGACGUAGUAUUUUUAUUUGCAUUAUGCAUCCACCUAUAUUUAAAAAGAUAAUGUAUAAAAAAGACUAAGAAUUCGCGUGUAAGAAAAUGUUUGCGAAACUGUUUUCACUGUAAAUACCAAGAAGUUGAAGCAACUCCAAAAUUUUGAUUUAAAUUUCCUUGAGAUAUUUGCACUGUUGAUGUGUCGAACAUGUUUGCGGAAAAUACGUGAUAUGCGGAAUAAAAUCUCCACCUAUAAGAAGAUUAUAGUAUGACGAAGAUUCAUUAGACAUUAUAAGAGGACAAGAAAAUAUUUAUGUAAUGAAUUUAUUGUUUACGUAAAUAGAGCAAGUUGAAAGAUCGAUAGACGGGAUGUGUGGUCUUAUUAUUGAUUCAUCAUGUAUGCCAGCGCUGAAAAUAAUCUCAGAAACUUGAUGGUCAUGAUGACUACGCCGGUCAAGUACAAAAUCCUCCCGGUCAAACACAACUAUAUAACAUUUUCUUUUAAUUUAAUUACUUUUACAGCUGAGCGUCCAGGUUGCAUCUUAUAUUUGAUAAUAUUUAAUGAAUUUGCGCGGUUUAAUCAAGUGGCGCGGCCAAUAUUAAAAUAAAAUUCCAGCACAUGUAAAUCACGAUAUCUCAUUGGCUGGCAAAGGGAUUAGAUUACACGGCUUACUUCAAUUUAUACCUCUUAAGAUACAGUAUGCUCACUGGCAAAAAACAUCACUGCCGCUGUAAUAAUAUUUACCCGCUCAAAAUGGUCAUUGAAAAUAAAAAAGCUGCGGCAAUGUCCUAAAAUCUCCGCUAAUGUCACGCAAUUUUUAACACAUAGGACUUCUGGAAUGCACAGUGGUCAAUAAUUCAUUGUUUGAAAAUUACGUGACGUAAGUACUCUAUAAGAUCCGCUAACCGGCCGUAACUUACAACGUGGUCAGUGCCUUAUCCCUUUGAUUGCAUGUAUUUUAGACUUGCUAAUUGUAUUUCUACGCCUUGGUUUCUCAAAGCAUACGAGAUUUCGAGAUACUUGAUUUCCGAGCUGAUUUCUGCUCAUCUCAACGCUGAUUUCAAGAUUCCUAAAAAAUGUUUACUCAAACUUGGAGUUAUUUGAAAUCAAAAUGUUGUUAUUAUUAUGAAAUAUCAUUUGAAAUUACGGUAAAAAAUGAAACAAGCACAACUAUUUAAGCCUUUUGCAAGAACUUUUGUUUUUUUUAUAAAAUCAUUUGAUUUCUAGUGAUUUCUAGUUUAUUUCCUGCUUUCUGAGCUGAGUACGAGAUUUCUGGCGGAAAUCUCGCUUUUUUUAUGACCAUGGUGCUCAUGUUGGAAAACAUGUUCAUUAUGAUUUAUUAUCCAUGGUAACUUUAAAACUACAAAACUAAUCUUCUAUAAAAAUAAUCGCUAAGACGUGAACUAAGCAGCGAUAAAAAUUCCACACAUGUUUUCCGAAGGUUUUAAAAUUAAUUUCAUACGUGCGCGCAAGUAAGGGCGCCUUGCCUACCCGCGUCAUAGACUUUAAUAGAGUCUGUGCAACUUCGGCGACAAUCUCGUUCCCAGAGCAUGUUCGUUUGCAGGUUCAAAGUCGUUAGUUCAAAAAACAUCAUGUGACUGUAUAAAGUUCGUCCUGUUCAGAACAUAGCAACGGUAGGAUAAAAAAACCCCCGAUUUUCUAUAUACACACGAUACAUCCGUUUUGCGCUUUCUAGCCCCCCCCCCCUUCCCAGGCUCUCUCCUCUACACUCCUAUUUACCAGAAAGUCAUCAGCCUCGUUUUCACGUCACUCUAUUUCUCUCGACAAAACACAAUCGUAAAUGUUUUCCGUGAGUGGAAAUUUGGAAUAAAAACUAUAUAAAUUAUAAAUAGUUGAUACUCAACCAGGAACAGUGGGGAAAAAUGCAACUACAGAGUGUAUCAGAAAAAAGUAGACAAUUUUGAAACGGCUCUUAAUUUCACAAAUCCGUUCAUGUCAUGAAAUUGUUGAUAAAUAUAGAUUGUUUGGGUACUUAUAAUGUAGAAUAAACAAAACAAUUUCGUACAUAGAAAUUUCCCAGAGCCGGGAGGGUGUCUUUUUCAUAGCAGCAUUAUGAUUAAAAAUAGCUUGCGCAGGGAAAUUUAUUUAUUUACCCUAAAAGUCUACAUUCAAUACUGAACAUUAUAGACUAUAACUAAAUUAUAAAUACAAACUAAUACAUUAUAAACAAAAUUCAGACACACACCAUUUUAGACACUAACCAUUUUUGAAAUAGCCCCUUUAAAGGAUUUUAAGUGUUUCACUUAAAGCUACUUGGCUGGGCAGUUUAUUCCACUCCUGCAAGGUUCUUGGUAUGAAAGAAUACUUAAAAUAAUCGCACUUAACGGUAGGUAUUCUAUAUGCGUAGGCAGAUGAACGAGUAGAACUAUAGUAUAGGUGAUCGGUUGUAGCACACAAGAAUCUAUACUAGCGAAGUUAUUUCUGAGCUUAUAAAGCAUUGUCAAGCGAGCGAUUGUCCUUCGAGAUUGCAAUGUUUUCCAGCCAAGGCAGCUCAACAUGACAGUAACACUAUCCUGACGACCGUAACGGGAGAGGACGCAUUUUGAGUUCAUUUUGAAUGCAUUUUGAAAACGCAUUUUGAGUUCAUGGGCGACAAAUUUGUUAUGUGUUGUAUUAAUGGUCCAAAUAUCAGAAAAUUUUCUCAAUUUUAACUACUUUAAAUAGCUGCUGAAACUUAAUAAAGCACAUAACAAAUUUUUCGCCCAUGAACUCUAAAUGCGUUUUAAUCUUUUAAACUUCCCCUCGCAAGCUAUUUUUAAUGCUGCAAAAAAGACACCCUUCCUGCUCUGGAAAAUUUAUCUUUACAGAAAUUUUAGAUGAUUUUCAUCGAAUGUUAUUUUAUCAACGUCUUGGAAAACAUUGCAAUCAUUUAUUGAUGUUUGUAUUUAUCAUUGCGUUGUUACUGUAGAUCAGAAUGGUUGAGAUAUCUUGGGUGUUUGCCGUCUUGUUGAUAUUAUUGCAAGGGAACUGGCUUGCUGGAGCUCAAGGUAUGAGUUGAUAGACUAUGUUAAUUCUGAUAAAGAUUACUGAGAGUCGAAACAAACGCCAGAGAGACUAGAGUUAAUAGCGAACACGGGAGAUCUUGAACGUUCUGUGCCAGUCAGUGCCAAUCAUAACACUUUGGUUGAUAUAGAUACAACUACCUGAAAAAUACAAGGAGAAUUUCAGCGUUUCAAGCGAAGGCCCUUCGUCGUGUAGUUACAUGUUUACGACUUCCCGACUGAGUGCCCUCGCUCCUUGAAGUUCUUCUUGUAUUUUUUGUGCAGUUGCAUUCCUAUCAAUCUGCAGUUUUGCUAAUCACAGGAAACACUAAGUACGCAACAACGAGGAUUGUUUUUUGAAGAUAUUUCAACCUAAUUUCAACAUUUUAAGUAUCAUCGGGAUUAAUGUGAUACUGCCAUACUGGGCUGGAUUUUGUACAACAGUAGCUGGGGCGGGGGAUUGAAAGACUAAUUAUCUGAAUUAAGGGGCGGACAGAAAAAAUAUCGAGCAAUACAUAUUUUAUAUUUACUCGCGAAUAAUCUUGCAAAAGCCUUCAACGACGAAAAGAGAUCGAGCAUCAUUAGAGGUUAAAAUAAUAUCGGGCUCAACGAAAAUCUAUCCCCACCCCCGCCAUCAGAGAUCAAAUGGUCCGCCCCUGAUUUGUUAUCACCGUAUUGGAAAUUUGUUAUUACAUAUAUAAAUGGCUAUCAGUCAUUCAUGGUUUGUUGCUUAGUAUAGUUAGCUUUAGAAGUUUUUAAGGAAGGGUGAUCACACCUUAUUGUCCCUGGGUUAACGAUCAAUUUCAUUUCAGCGCCAACCAUCACCCAUCAACCACAAAAUACGUACGCAGUUAAAAGUGGUAUUGCAGAAUUGAUCUGUGAAGCUACAGGAACAGCUCCACUAAAAUAUAAAUGGUAUCAUAAGGGUGUUCAAGUUCAGAGUAAUGAGCGAAGGAGAGUUCUUAGUAAUGGACAUUUAUAUAUAAAACGUGUGGUGCACAAGAGAAAGAAAGGUAUCUCGGACACUGGGGAAUAUUACUGUACUGUGACAGAUGAUGAUAGACGAGUUACCAAGAGUAGAACUGUUAAUAUCAGCAUAGGACGUAAGUAUACUGUAGAAUAUAUACUGGAUGUGGUAAAAUAUAGACAUCCGGUACCAAAUUACAGACGAAAAUGAAAACGAAAUUACAGACUUACAGUUUUUUGUGAUUUAAACUGCUCUCUGCUGUGUAUUGUCUCACGAUCCUUGUGCCAUACACUAAACAGACAAUUUCUUAUGACAAAAGUGACGUAUUGUCCAAGUACCACCAUCAGUAUCCGGUUAUUUUCAGGUACCAUCCGUUAUCCGGCAAAGCACUAUCCGACAUAUCUCUAUUAAUUAUUAUUAUGGGGGUUUUAAAUGUUGUAGUGUUCUAACUAAUGUCCCUCAAUCAUGAAAACAUUAAACCUAACAUAUUAUAUAUAAGAGGUCUCUAUUCGGCCCACUGUUGUUUCUUAUGAUAUUGUUAAUAAUAUUUCAACAGAAUGUUUUCUAUUUGCCGAUGACUCUUUAUUGCUUGACGAGGUAGAGUCACCUGUCGAUUCGGCUAGGAAACUAAAUUGUGACCUUAGCUCGAUCUCAACGUGGGCUGACCGGUAGCUUGUCACAAUGAAUGCCGAAAAAACAGAAAGUAUGAUCUUUUCAGUUGAAAAGGACAAACCAUUUCAUCCUCUCUAUUUAUCAAAUGUGUUAUUAGCCGGCCUAUUCACAUUAGAGACGGACAAGUCGUCUAGACGAACAAAUCGUCUCUCAAAAAUCGUCUUCACAGACGGACAAGUAGUCGAACAAAUUCAGACGACUUGUUCGUCUAACAUUUUGUCCGACACGUUUUCACAUCUGAUGAUUUGUACGACUAAAAGACGAUUUUGAGACGAUUUGUUCGCCUAGACGACUUGUCCGUCUUCUAAUGUGAAAACGGCUAAUCAAAGAGGUUUUUCAGCAUGAGCAUUUAGGCGUUACACUUACGUUUAAUCUCUCAUGGCGUUCUCACAUUUUAAAAUCCAUCAAAAAGCCUCAAAACGUUUAAAUAUGCUUAAACCUAUGAAGUUAACAUUGACCAGGAAAACACUUGAUACUUUGUAUAAAUCUCUGGUUCAUUCAUGCUUGGAAUAUGCAGAUAUUGUUUGGGAUGGUUGUAACGAAACUGAUAAUGAUCUUCUUGAACAACUCCAGUAUGAAGCAGCUAGAUUGGUUACGGGUGCUAUAAAGGGAACAUCUCGUGAAAGGUUGCUUAAUGAAGUAGCAUAUGGGUCAAAUUGAAAGAAAGACGCACCUAUCAUAAGUUAAAUAUGAUUUAUAAGAUAGUUAAUAAUCUUGCACCAUCCUAUUUGCAGGAACUCUGUCCCGUCCAAGUUAGGUCUAUAACAGCUUACAAUCUCCGUACCGGAGAAGAUUAUCAUAUCCCACAUGCUAGGACUGAACGUUUUAAAAAAUCUUUUUCAGUUUCCUCAGUCAAACUUUGGAACACUUUGCCACUUGACGUUCGUAGCUCUCACUCAUUAGCUUGUUUUCGAAACAGCUAUAUGAAGUGGCAUAAAAUGCCAAAAAUUAAUACUUUAUUUACCACUGGAAAUCGCAUGGCUUCUUUAUUGCAUACUCGAUUUCGUUUACGUGAUAGUACCUUAAAUUAUCAUUUGUUCUUGAUGAACUGCGUGGCAUCACCAAUGUGUAGUUGUGGUUUAGCAAAUGAAACAGAGCUCCACUUCUUUGAAUGUAAUCGAUUUGCUGCUGAACGUCGUGUUCUUUUUGCUGCCGCUGAACAACUGCUCGGUACUUUAUGGUUGAACUCGUCAACUUCAAUGCGCUAUCAAUGGUUUUUAUAUGAACAUCCUGAUGUAACUUUAUCAAUUAACUUUAAGCUAUUUUCACUUGUGCAGGACUUUAUUACUAAUUCUAAACGUUUUUGUUAAGACUUAUAAGGAGCGUUCCUUUUGUAAAUCUAGAUUUGGAUUUUUAGGAUUCGGAUUCUUUGGAUUCGUCAAACAAAUGGAACGAAUUAUGAGAAUCGGAAUUCGCCUGCUGUUUUCCCGCCAUUUUUACAAUAAGUUUUCUGUCCCACUAUACCUUUCGGUCGGGUCAAGGUCAGUGGUCAAGGUACAUGCUAGAAGGCCAGAAGCUCGAAAGAAACGUUGAAUCCUAAUCAAGAUUCAGAUUGAAUCCGAAAAAUCCAUAUAUUGAGGUGGAUUCAUUAGAUUCGAAUCUAUUUUAAGAUUUUGUCAAAUGAAACUGAAAAUCGAUAAUCGCAUUUGAAGAUCCAAAUUCGGAUUGCACUAAAGGAACGCACCCAUAUAAGUGCAUGUAUAUACAUAAUAUUAUGUGUGAUCUUUGUUGUGUUAUGUUAAUCUCGUUCUGCAUUGUUUUGAUGUGCAUGUUUCUGCCAUUCGUCUGUUUAUCCUACCUAUAUGUCUGUUCUAAGUAUUUUAGUCCGAAUGUGAUGUCAAUUUAUGUUAACUUUGUAAUAUUGUAGGACAAGAUUUCUCUAGAUAAGCCUGAGGCUUUUAGAAAAAUUGUCCUUUUUAUUAAUAAAAUAUUGUUUAAAUCAUAAAGUACGCAAAUACAAUAAAGUUGGUGAGAAACAUGCACACAUGCAAGAUGUUUACAGAUAUAGAACCUAUAUGUACGUGAUUGUGUGCUUAUGACAGAUACACUUAGACACAUAUAGAACUGUCUCUCCGAUAAUUCCCUAUGAAUUAAGGUUGCAUUAAUGGUUAUUUUCAAACGGCAAUGUUAUACAACACAAAUUGUUGGGAAUCGUAUGCUUGAGGUUGGCCUAAGUACACUGCAGAAUGUAACUGUACGUACUACUGAAAAUGAUUUAAGCUGGUUUUCCACUUCAAUCGUAACGUAUCGUAGCAUUUUCUUUUGUGUCCAAGUCAUUAGUUCCACUCUAGUGGUCAGAAAACAAAGAAAUACGCUUCGCUACGAUACGGUUGAAGUGGAAACCGGCUUUAGUGUUUGAACGAAGGAAUGAGCAAAUGAGUGAGCUAACUUUCACGACGAUUUUCGCAUCUGAUAUUCUGAUACGAUAGUUACUUACUGCAAGCAUAUGAUUUUGCACUCUUGCAGGAGAAUGCUAGUUAUUUACUGUUUGUUGGAAUAGUAUUUCGCGUUCUUGGUUGCUUAGUUUGCAAUGUGUAAUGUGUUUUUGGUGAAACGUGUAUUACUAAACCGUUUUUACUCAGCAAAAUACAUAAAUAUCUACAUAUGCGAGUCGACAUGUAGAAAGUCUAUGACUUCUCCUGUUUUCCCAUGAAAGCAUUUCGGAGUGCGUUUGUUUUGCAUCGUGCAUGAAGUAAUGUAACUACAGUCCUCAAGAUUAUGACUGGAAACAUGACGCGUUACAUCGGGCCACAACGUACGUUGGUGCUUGGGUCAUUCUUUUUUACUGUUACGUCAUAUCCAUGUUCAUUUUACAUCAUCCAGUAACGUGUUUCCAUUUCUUAUUUCAAAGAUAUCCGUAAAGAAUUUCGCGAGCACCCAAUGAGUCAAACUGUUUCUCGAGGUGGUGAACUUACAUUAACUUGCAUUUCGCCGCGAGGGAAACCUAAACCUAAACUACGAUGGUUGAAAGAUGAUAGAAAUGUCGUCGUAGAUGGCACUCGAAUAUUGCUGGAACAACGUUCAAGACUGGUUAUUAAAAAUUUUAAGAAAGAAGACGAGGGAAGUUAUCAAUGUGAGGCCACGAAUGUCGCUGGCAGGAAACUCAGUAAUCCAGCUGUUAUUACAAGUACAGGUCAGUGGAAUCAGAACCACAGAAUAGAGACCAUACAGAAGCGUAAUCGCCGUCACGCAAUGAUUCGUCAUCAAAAUGCACGUAGCCAGCACGCUUAUGAGAGGCGUUUACCCUCCCCCUGAACGCUGUGUUUUAUUACGCCCUGGUUCACCCUCCCCCUGAACGCUGUGUUUUAUUACGCCCUGGUUCACUCCCCCCCCUGAACGCCCGCCAUUUUCAAUAUUUCCAGGGAGGUGAAUGCCUCUAGUAAGAGUACUUGCUAUAAAACAUGGCGGUAGCAUUACAACUGUUACGCCAAAAUCAUAGGCGCCGACAAGAAGUCGCACUUCUGUGUGGUCUCUGGUCUGUGGCAGAACUACACAACCUGAAGAGAAAAAAACUUUACGUGGUUAUGAAACAUCCCUAUCAGCUCUAAUUUUUUCUCAUUUAUACUGGUUCUUACAGCCGGAAACCUGAACUAAACUAACGCUAUUCAUUGUGGAUAGCCCCAUCAGAUGUCAACUGGUUCCCCUACAGUUUAUUUGUUCACCAGUCCAGCUGUUGAGCGUUACUACGGGAGGAAACCCGGGGAAAACUGCAGUGUUUGAUAGAAAACUACGUCUUUCAAACCCCAGGCGCAGAAAUGAAAGGCAAAUGCAUUAAUAAACAAUUGUACGGGGCAGAAGGGAAUGAAAAUAAAAAUUAUGUAGAAUUGGACAUAAAAUCGUUGACAAAACCUUUCGGGCAGUAGGGCAUCACCAACCCUCUUUACCCCUCGCGCCCCCUUCAUAAUGUUGUGUUCAGGUCACUAGACAGUGCAAUACGUUCUCAAUGUAAACAUGAUGUCAUACAACAACAUUGCUUGGGGGGAAAGGGGUAUAUUUGGUUAUUUAUGAAUCUUAAUUUGGAAUCAUUGAAUUUUUGACAAUGUUUUUGCGCCCGCGGAGCGUAUUGCACUCGAAAUUUUGUUUGAGGCGGACGGACGGAUGGACGGAUGGACGGACGGUAGGAGGGAUUGAUCAAAACGUCACUGUCGGUGCGUGGUCGAUAUUAGUUCGUUGCAUUGUCGUGGCUCGAUGGUUUGAAGUCUAAUUACGAAUGAUGACAAGAAUGGAUCACAUUACAUGCUAUGAAGCUAAGCGUCUGUGCGUUCAUACAGUAUAUUGCAAAAAGGCAAAGAAUUUUUGGUUUUGCUGAUUUCGUUUGCUUUUGGUUUUCGUCUACAUUUACGGUAAGUUUAUGUUCUUGGAUAUUCUAAUCUUAUGUACGUAGAUUUUGUGAACACAGACCUGGUUUGAAUUGUAUUUUAAUACCGAGGUGUUUACGUUGAUAGACAAUAGUCAGUACACUGAUGUAUGUAAAUUGCAAUCGCUUUUGCAUGACAAGUUGCUCUCAAAUUUCACUUUACUUUUCAAUUUUUAUUACAAUAUUAAAUGUGAAUCCAAUAUAUGUAUAUUUAAGUAUUUCAAAUUAAUUAAUUUUAUAAACGCUAUCUCGUCUUUUAAACUCCGAUUGGAAUGCGAGCGUGUACAAUCCUGCACUACAUCAAUUUGUAAUAUUUAAACUACAUCAAUUUGUAAUAUUUAAACUACAUCAAUUUGUAAUAUUUAAACUAUAUCAAUUUGUAAUAUUUAAAGGCCUGUUUCACACGUCGUGCUUCUCAUGUGCCGAACGCAUUAGAAACGAUAGAUAAUGAGGCAUUUCAGCUGAUUAUCCGAUUGUUUUUAAUGCGUUCGGCAUUUUAUUUUGAAGACAUCUUAAAAUCAAAAUUCGAACAAAAUAAUAGAAGCAACUGAAGAAUGAAUAGUGAGCUAUAGACAGUUUCCGGCUUGUUUAUAUUUUGCAGAGGCAGCUCCAUCCAUUGUGAUUUUACAGUGUUACAACAAAUUGUUAUUAUAACGAAGCUCCGUGAGGCCUUUCAAAAACACUUGCUUCCCAGGGGUGGACAUGUGGAAUUUCUAAAUGCUGACUUGUGAUUUUUUAUUCCAUAUCUAAGCUUUUAAUUACUUGGUUUUUAAAAUGCAACUAAUGCAUGAUUUACAGAUAUUGCACAGCACCCAUAAUUGUGUGGAACGGGAGGUUCGGUCCGAUCCCACAAAUUCACAAACAAGAUUUAGUAAAAAACACAUUUAGUAAAUAACAUGACCGGCAGUUAUUUUGGUGAAAACUACCUUACGGUUUUCCAGCAGAAGUGAGACCUCUGUAUGUCACACCGUGAUCAUGCAAAAAUAUCACUAUUUCUGAAAACUUUAUGCCUGGUCGUCACAUGACUAUUUAGGUAUUUCGAGCGAAAACUGGAAUCCAAAAAGUGAAGCCAGCUAAAACCAGCUAGCUUGGCGUUGUAACAUAUAACCGCGCCGACAAAAACAAUUGAAAGAGACUGGAACUGACGUCCAACAGCUCGUGUGCCGAAAUUCCAUAUUUUGACUUCGAUGUAAUACUAUCAUUUAUAUGAUGUAAAAAAUAUUGUUAUGAUUUUAUGAACUGAAACAGAAAACUUGAUUAAUAAUACGGUUCGUUGGAAUAAAACUAGAUUUAGUGAAAAAUGGUAUAAAAACUGUUUACGAACUUCAGAGCUGUUGGAUCAUUUGGAUGUCAAUGGCAGCCAUCUUGACUUCACUUUUCACAUUUUCUCUUGCUCUAGAUAUAUAGAGAGCUUACUGGUUAGGAUCAGCAUAGCCUAUCUUGAGCCUAUACUCACGCCUGAUCUGCUGAACUAUACUGAUAGCUGGCGCAUGUACGCUCAGCGUACCUAUUUUUCAAAUUGCCCGAACAUGUUUUGUCAAUGAUUGUAGAAGCUAAACAAAUGACAGUAGUUAUAAAAUUUGAAAUGUCGAAAAAAUGUCGGAAUAUGCUAUUAUUGAAGUGAUUAAAAUUUAGAUAUCUGUGACAUAUAUUCGCAGUUGAACUGUGGAAGAGAAAGUGAAACCAUCCUAAAUUUUUUAUUCUAUCAUUUCACUAUUCCUGUUGUAUUUCUAGUUCCUCCUACGAUAACCUCUUCCCCAAAAGACAAGAUUGUUGAUAUCAGUAUAUACAGUGAAACUACAUUAACUUGCAAAGCUGACGGUGUACCAACUCCUAAGAUAAUCUGGAAGAAAGAAGGAAAUAACACAAUAUUACCCAGUGUUGAUGGAACGUUGACAUUAACCAAGUUAAAACCAGGAGAUAUAGGAAAAUACAACUGCAUAGCUUUUAAUACUGAAGGAAAUGUCUCCGCGAGCGUUCAUCUCAUGCUGCAAUGUAAGGACAUAAUGUUAAUGGUACAUACAUAUUACAUAACGAUUACAUCAAGUAUUAUACCUCAAAUUUAAAUUGACCAAUCAGAAAACAGCAUUUGUACCAUGUGACGCUGUGCCCAUUGUGGUACCAGUAUCCCUCAAUUGUUUGGAUUAAUUUUUAGAAUCUAUUUUCUCACUUCAUUAGAUAUUCAUAUAUUCCUGCUGGUAUUACUCCUUUAUCUUAAAGCGUGAAAAUACAGUCAGUGUAUAAAUAUCAUCUCGUAUUUUUUCCAGACGUCCCUGAGUUUACAAGUAUAUCACCUAAUGUGAAUAAAAUGGAAGAGUCAACUGUGAAACUAAAAUGUGUAGCAAAUGGCCAACCCGAUCCUUCAAUAUACUGGCGUAAGAGCGACAGUCGUGACCCUUAUACAAUCAAUCAUUGGUAUGGAAACAUUCAAAUUAAGAGAGUUGACAGGACAUUGCAUCUUAUUUUCAAACCGUUGAAACUAUCUGACGCUGGCAACUAUACCUGUGAAGCUACUAAUAAGAUAGGGACUAAGACACACAAUGUGAAUGUUGGUGUAUACAGAAAGACAGAAUAUGCUCCGAGCAUUGUCACACCACAAGUGAAGAUUUCUGCUGAUAUAAACAGUAAUGCUACUAUCAUCUGUGAUGUAGAAGGAAAUCCUAAACCAACAGUAAAAUGGUCCAAGAUUGGUCAAGAAGGUGGUCUCAAUGGUGAGAUUUCUAAAGACGAAAACAUAGGAAACAAACAUCGUUAUAGUCUGGUUAUCAAUAAAGUACAGAAGAGUAAUGGAGGAACAUUUCAGUGUAUGGCCAGUAAUAAAAUUAAAACCAUUACCAAGAGAAUUGUACUGCAAGUUUCAAGUAAGUUCAUUAUCGGCUGUUUAUACAAACGAAUGAGCAAUACGCGAAUGGGCGAACGAAUGAGCAAUACUCGAGUGAGCAAUACUCGAGUUAGCAAUACUCGAAUGAGCAAUACUCGAAUGAGCAAUACUAGAAUGAGCAAUAUUAGAGUGAGCAAUACUCGAAUGAGCAAUACUCGAAUGAGCAAUACUAGAAUGAGCAAUACUCGAAUGAGCAAUACUAGAAUGAGGAAUACUCGAAUGAGCAAUACUAGAAUGAGCAAUACUAGAAUGAGCAAUACUCGAAUGAGCAAUACUAGAAUGAGCAAUACUAGAAUGAGCAAUACUCGAAUGAGCAAUACUCGAAUGAGCAAUACUAGAAUGAGCAAUACUCGAAUGAGCAAUACUCGAAUGAGCAAUACUCGAAUGAGCAAUACUCGAAUGAGCAAUACUAGAAUGAGCAAUACUAGAAUGAGCAAUACUAGAAUGAGCAAUACUAGAAUGAGCAAUACUAGAAUGAACAAUACUAGAAUGAGCAAUACUAGAAUGAGCAAUACUCGAAUGAGCAAUACUCGAAUGAGCAAUACUAGAAUGAGCAAUACUAGAAUGAGCAAUACUCGAAUGAGCAAUACUCGAAUGAGCAAUACUAGAAUGAGCAAUACUCGAAUGAGCAAUACUCGAAUGAGCAAUACUAGAAUGAGCAAUACUCGAAUGAGCAAUACUAGAAUGAGCAAUACUAGAAUGAGCAAUACUAGAAUGAGCAAUACUAGAAUGAGCAAUACUAGAAUGAGCAAUAAUUGUACAUUUCGAGCGAGAGCAUUUCCUGUGAUAUUUAAUUUUGUAAGCAUGUGCCUAUUAAGCCUGUGUCUAUUAAUUCUGUAAUUAUUUGGUAUAUUUUCUAGGAAAGUUACAUUUGUCUCAGCCAAUCAUUGCUGGUGUUCCAAGCAUGCCUAAGAAUGUGAGAAUCGUUGAAUAUAACGACAAGUCCGUUCGUCUCAGUUGGGGUCAUAGUGACGACCCUGUGGUAGUUUAUGCGGUGGGAUAUAUCGAUGUUGAUUUGAGGAGUAAUGAAAAAUAUGCCGCUUUUGAUGUUGCCCCCAAUGCUGAUCAGUACGUUGUACAAGGAUUGAAAGCGAACACAAGAUAUAUGUUCUUUGUUCGUGGCAUAAAUAAAAUAGGUCGUGGUGUGCCUAGUUUACUCUCAGAUGUCGUCAGGACCAAAUUAGCUGCACCCACAAGUAAGAGACCGUCGGUGGCAUCUGACAAUGAACAAAUAAACGCAUUGUCUAUUCUCACGUGAAACGAGUAUUAAAAGGUUUCAACCAUACUUCAGCCAAUCAGUGCGAGGCUAAUUCUAGGAACCUGAUUGGCUGAUGAGAUUAAAAACCUGUCAAAUGUUUUUGACAAACAGUAAAGUUUCACAUGAGAAAAGACAACAAUAGAGAGAUUCAGAUUUGAAUCUCACAGGCUUAGUACGCAUCUGAUUGGUUAAUCGGAUACAUCAAACGCAUCUGAUUGGUUAAUCGGAUAUUUCAAAUGCAUCUGAUUGGUUAAUGGUCUUUUAAUGGUAGCGGUAGUGAAAGUGAAAUCUGAACCUCCGCCAUGAAUUAAUCAGUAGUUGUAUCAAGAUCUACGGUUAUCCUACGUUUUCAUCUUUUUUGCUACUUUCCUGCCACAUAAAUGAUUUAAAGACAGUUAUUUCUACCUGACAACCAGAAAUCAGCUCUUUGUAAAUCUAGCUUUUGAAUGUCAUGCCAAUUAUCGCUAAAAGCCUGUGUCUAUAUGCUGGGUGAGAAAUAACCGCCUGUUGGGCUUAAAAUGCCUCAAGAAUGUCGUAAUGUUGUCCAAGUUUUGGACAGUAGCAGCAUUUGGAGUCUUUUGGACGAGGGGGAAAGGGGUAUAUUUGGUUAUUUAUGAAUCUUAAUUUGGAAUCAUUGAAUUUUUGACAAUGUUUUUCAAAUUGCCCGAACAUGUUUUGUCAAUGAUUGUAGAAGUUAAACAAAUGAUAGUAGUUAUAAAAUUUGAAAUAGAGUUAUGUUGUCGAAAAAAUGUCGGAAUAUGCUAUUAUUGAAGUGAUUAAAAUUUAGAUAUCUGUGACAUAUAUUCGCAGUUGAACUGUGGAAGAGAAAGUGAAACCAUCCUAAAUUUUUUAUUCUAUCAUUUCACUAUUCCUGUUGUAUUUCUAGUUCCUCCUACGAUAACCUCUUCCCCAAAAGACAAGAUUGUUGAUAUCAGUAUAUACAGUGAAACUACAUUAACUUGCAAAGCUGACGGUGUACCAACUCCUAAGAUAAUCUGGAAGAAAGAAGGAAAUAACACAAUAUUACCCAGUGUUGAUGGAACGUUGACAUUAACCAAGUUAAAACCAGGAGAUAUAGGAAAAUACAACUGCAUAGCUUUUAAUACUGAAGGAAAUGUCUCCGCCAGCGUUCAUCUCAUGCUGCAAUGUAAGGACAUAAUGUUAAUGGUACAUACAUAUUACAUAACGAUUACAUCAAGUAUUAUACCUCAAAUUUAAAUUGACCAAUCAGAAAACAGCAUUUGUACCAUGUGACGCUGUGCCCAUUGUGGUACCAGUAUCCCUCAAUUGUUUGGAUUAAUUUUUAGAAUCUAUUUUCUCACUUCAUUAGAUAUUCAUAUAUUCCUGCUGGUAUUACUGCUUUACCUUAAAGCGUGAAAAUACAGUCAGUGUAUAAAUAUCAUCUCGUAUUUUUUCCAGACGUCCCUGAGUUUACAAGUAUAUCACCUAAUGUGAAUAAAAUGGAAGAGUCAACUGUGAAACUAAAAUGUGUAGCAAAUGGCCAACCCAAUCCUUCAAUAUACUGGCGUAAGAGCGACAGUCGUGACCCUUAUAGAAUCAAUCAUUGGUAUGGAAACAUUCAAAUUAAGAAAGUUGACAGGACAUUGUAUCUUAUUUUCAAACCGUUGAAACUAUCUGACGCUGGCAACUAUACCUGUGAAGCUACUAAUAACAUAGGGACUAAGACACACAAUGUGAAUGUUGGUGUAUACAGAAAGACAGAAUAUGCUCCGACCAUUGUCACACCACAAGUGAAGAUUUCUGCUGAUAUAAACAGUAAUGCUACUAUCAUCUGUGAUGUAGAAGGAAAUCCUAAACCAACAGUAAAAUGGUCCAAGAUUGGUCAAGAAGGUGGUCUCAAUGGUGAGAUUUCUAAAGAUGAAAACAUAGGAAACAAACAUCGUUAUAGUCUGGUUAUCAAUAAAGUACAGAAGAGUAAUGGAGGAACAUUUCAGUGUAUGGCCAGUAAUAAAAUUAAAACCAUUACCAAGAGAAUUGUACUGCAAGUUUCAAGUAAGUUCAUUAUCGGCUGUUUAUACAAACGAGUGAGCGAUGCUCGAGUGAGCGAUGCUCGAGUGAGCAAUGCUCGAGUUAGCAAUCCUCGAGUUAGCAAUCCUCGAGUUAGCAAUCCUCGAGUUAGCAAUCCUCGAAUUAGCAUUGCUCGUUGAGUGAGCGAUGCUCGAGUUGGCAAUGCUCGAGUUGGCAAUGCUCGAGUUAGCAAUACUCGAGUUAGCAUUGCUCGUUGAGUGAGCGAUGCUCGAGUGAGCAAUGCUCGAGUUAGCAAUACUCGAGUUAGCAAUACUCGAGUUAGCAUUGCUCGUUGAGUGAGCGAUGCUCGAGUGAGCAAUGCUCGAGUUAGCAAUGCUCGAGUUAGCAAUACUCGAGUUAGCAAUACUCGAAUGAGUAAUAAUACUUCGACGUUGCAAUCGAAAACAUUUCGUGUGAAAGGUAAUUCUGUAAUUAUUUGGUAUAUUUUCUAGGAAAGUUACAUUUGUCUCAGCCAAUCAUUGCUGGUGUUCCAAGCAUGCCUAAGAAUGUGAGAGUCGUUGAAUGUAAUGACAAGUCCGUUCGUCUCAGUUGGGAUCAUAGUGACGACCCUGUGGCAGUUUAUGCGGUGGGAUAUAUCGAUGUUGAUUUGAGGAGUAAUGAAAAAUAUGCCGCUUUUGAUGUUGCCCCCAAUGCUGAUCAGUACGUUGUACAAGGGUUGAAAGCGAACACAAGAUAUAUGUUCUUUGUUCGUGGCAUAAAUAAAAUCGGUCGUGGUGUUCCUAGUUUACUCUCAGAUGUCGUCAGGACCAAAUUAGCUGCACCCACAAGUAAGAGACCGUCGGUGGCAUCUCACGAUGAACAAAUAAACGCAUUGUCUAUUCUCACGUGAAACGAGUAUUAAAAGGUUUCAACCAUACCUCAGCCACUUGGCUGAUGAGAUUAAAAAACCUGUCAAAUGUUCUUGACAAACAGUAAAAUUUCACAUGAGGAAAGACAAUGAAAAAUGUGCUACCGUUCAUCCUACGACAAUAGUGAGGUUCAGAUUUGAUUCAGAUUUGACUCUCACAGGCUUAAUACGCAUCUGAUUGGUUAAUCGGAUACAUCAAACGCAUCUGAUUAGUUAAUCGGAUAUAUCAAACACAUCUGAUUGGUUAAUGGUAGCGGUAGUGAAAGUGAAAUCUGAACCUCCGCCAUGAAUUAAUCUUAGUAGUUACGUUGUAUCACGAUCUACGGUUAUCCUACGUUUUCGUCUUUUUUGCUACUUUCCUGCCACAUAUAUUAUUUAAAGACAGUUAUUUCUACCUGACAACCUGAAAUCAGCUCUUUGUAAAUCUAGCUUUUGAAUGUCAUGCCAAUUAUCGCUAAAAGCCUGUGUCUAUAUGCAGGGUGAGAAAUAACCACCUACUGGGCUUAAAAUGCCUCAAGAAUGUCGUAAUGUUGCCCAAGUUUUGGACAGUAGCAGCAUUUGGAGUUUUUUGGACGAAAUAUAGUGGAAAAUAAUUAAUUUUUUUGCUGAUAUUUUAUACCUGUACUUAUGUAGGUGGAGUUCUGACGCCCCCGACGCUCCCGGUUAAGAAACUGCCUAAAUUGAACAUCAAGUUAAGCCCAGGUGGAGCUGGUGAACUUCGUGUAAACUGGCAAAAGUUGGAUAAAAGUGUCGAUAUUGCUGGCUACUAUAUUUACUGGAAAGUCAAAGGAUCCGACUUCCAGAGAGAAACACUACAAAAUGAUUUAUCAACACGCUACACGAUUUCAGAUUUACAAAACUCCACCAAGUACAUUGUACGUGUUCAGGUGUUUACGGAAGCUUUGAAAGGUCCCAUGAGUAAAAGCAUGCAUCAACGGACAUCAAAUAAACCUGUGAGUUUAAAGAUGGCGGUUACACAAAAUGAUUCGGAUAGUAUGACGGUUACAUGGAAACGACUGUGGAAGAAAAACAGUGGUAAAGAUACCUUGAAAAAGUAUACUGUAAGUAUCGUCAGAAUGCAAUCUCUCAACCAGGGCCGUAGGAAGAUCGAUAAUUGGGGGGCUCAUCAUAUAUUCGUGUUCUGCAUUACUCACUUCUUUUGAAAUCGAUUGUUUUUACGGUCUGUAAACAUGAAUAUAUGAAUAUGAGCCUCCCCCCCCCCCCAACUGUCGAUCUUCCUAUGGCCCUGGCAACCUCGUUCCCAGGCUGUUUUCUCUUAAGAGGAAAGAGCCUGGGAACGAGGUUGCGGCCCUGGGCCCUUGACUGGUAUACCCAGAUUAAAAUAUAAGAAUUCAAGUUUCCUUUUAUUGGGUGUGGGGUCCAUAUUUCAAGCAUUUUCACAACGGUUGAAAAACCCCGUGGAUAUUCGGCCUUCAUACAACCUCGGCUGGUAACUAUUCUUUAUGAAAGUCAACACGACCUUGUCAUGGCAAGUAAUCAACAAAAUACUAUCCCUCCUAGCAAACAAUUUUGAACAUUUGCAAUCAAUAUGUAAGUAACACUCACCGAUGAUGCCGUACAGGCAGAACGUAUGAAUCAUACGCUAUUAGAUGGGCAAGGGUUGGAGGAUCAUUUUUAUUAAUGAUUCAGAUAUAUCGUGCACCAGAUGGUGCUCAACUGCAUUUAGUCAAGCGAAUAAUGUGAAUUCUUUUCAUUAUAUGGACAGUGGUGGACACUCGCUGGAAAUGUUUUUUUUGCCUUAAUUAACAUUUCAUGCAAUAUAGAGCUUAUAUUUUAGCCUACCAAGGAUUUCACGGUUGAAAUUGUUACAACAGCUUUGUUAAACAUUGUGUUUGCAUUCUAGAUUUGGUUUACGUCAGCGAACGAGGAAAAGCAAGGUCGAAGGCGGAAAAGAAACGAGGAAAGGAAAGAGAUCGUAAUUCCAGCUUCACUUGAACGAUAUUAUCACGUGAUUGGUGAUCUAACUCCCGGAGGUAGCUACAACAUCCGGAUGAGCGUGAGCACUACACUAGGGCGUACCUACAGCAGCCCAGAGAAAAGUAUUUUAUUACCAUCACCAUUCAUGAGCGAAAAGAAAUCAACAAUGGAACAAAUUAAAGAUUUUAUUAUUCAGCCUUGGUUCCUGGGUGUCCUGGGAGGUGUAAUACUCAUAUUGAUCUUGAUUCUCGUACUGUGUUGUGUAUGUAGACGUUCAUCUAAUAAGAAAGAUGUUGAUAAUCUACCCAUUGAGUUACAGAACACAGAGGCCGUUCGUAAAACUACAAGGUAAGCUUGUUUACUGUAUUUAGUGCUUGCUUUGGUUUUUAGUUUUGUUUGGUUUGGUUUGGGGCCUCUAAUGACGGGAGUACCAAAUACAGUCCUGAGGUACUUGUCUGUCACAUGUCAACAUCUUAGUAGUUUGUACACAUGUAGCCUGCGUAACAGGCGUUUAGUGCGGGCGGGAGAAAAGAGGGCGUCGUUAAAUAAACGCCUGCCCAAAUGCCUAUGACAAAUUUGUUCUUCUCCGAAGAAUCUUCGGAAAAGCUUCCCAUUGGUUAAUCUCGUUAACGGAAGUAAUUACGUAACUCAAAUGUCAACAAUAAUUUUGCUCGCGUAUCGAAAUAGCGAUAGCCGUAUAUGGCUCAUAAAAAAACUCUUUCUUAUAUUUCAAGUAUUUAGGCUUCGAAAUUGAGUUGAAACCAGAACAGAGAAAGUCUAUUAUUAAUUUGCUACGUGGUGAAGACGCCGGUUAUCGCGAUUCUUCCUACGGGAUACGGAAAAGUUUGAGUUUCAAUUAUACAUUUAUAUCGACAAAUUAUUUUUAAUAGCUCUGAUCAUCUGAUGCCAGCACGAGCAGGGAUCGAAUAUUUCUUAUAGUUGUCUUGAUAUUUGUCGAGGCUACAUUACUUGCCGGCAUUGCAGCUAUGAAGUUGGACGAUGAUUUUAUAAAGAAUAUUAACAUUUCAACACACGCUCAACUGUUAGUGGUUCAGAAGUCUUUUAAAGGAUAAAAGCUCUGUUUUGUUGUGACUGUUGUCUAAAAUAGCUUCAAAAAGUCAUUAAUAAUUCAUGAGGAAAACGCAAAAAAAAAUCAUAAACGUGCCGUAUCUUUAUAUGUGAUAGAGAUUUUCCUUGUUUACAUAAACUUUAACUUUGAUUUUCUCGACAUACACAACGAAUUUUUUGAAAGUUACUUCGCCAAUGAACUUACUAGAAUUAAAACAUUCGCAGUGCGUGUUUUAUCAGACCAUCUUUAUUUCUGAUAAAACACUGCUGCUCAUGUUUUAAAUAGUAUAGCAAACUGCGCAUGUUUGUCACUUGCUAUAGAUGAUCAUUCAAACUCAGUGCAUAGGAGUAAUGAUUGACUUGCCAGCCAUGGUGUGUGUUUAUAAUCUUUUUUAGUAGUUCAGACACGAGUCGCGAAAACCACGAUCCAUCCUAUUGUAUAGACUGCUACAUAAACUAUACUCUCACGAACUAAUAGUUAGUUGCUAACUUUUUAUCGAAGUUCAACUUUUCAUCUAAACAUCUGGCUUUAUCCAAACAUAAUGCCAUCAAUAUAUCGUGGCUAUACUGUACAUACUGUGGCGACGUUAAUGUUCAUGCAUUUCUUUGGUGUUUAGUGAGGGGACAAGCACUGAAAGUGAUGUAUUAACUCCUGUAAGUCGUGCAGCAAGAGAAAGUCUUUCCGAAUGUGGAGCUGAAAGUUAUGAUGGACGAUCUAGCAGCGUAUACAGAUUCAGUAAGUUCAAACGUUUUCUCUUCAAUAUAUUUCAACAAAAUUCACGGCAACCUGCUAAAUGAAUGCAAUCCCCGAACAAAUUACAUUCGCGAGAGAACGUUUUGAAACAACAGGCUAGUUUGUCAUCAUGGAUGGUUUGAAUCAACCAUGUUUUGCCUUUGUGAACCGAGAUGGUGGGAACUAAUUCAACAUUUUUAGUCGUACCUGACUGGUACUUGAAUGAUCAUUACCGCGUACUUGAGCUGGUAGAAACUUGUAAAACUCAAGGACAGUAGGUGUACUUAGUCUUUAAAAUGAAGUACAUAAAGUACAGUUUUCUGAAAGGAAACCAUUCAGUAACUUGAAAAGUUAUAACAAGGAGCACAACUGUAUAUCCAAACACUACAGUCGAUUCCAACAUUCCUUAGAACCAUCAGUCCAAACAUAUUUCAUGUCUAGAUCUGUCAGGCUUACACAUAUACCUACUCGAUGACGGUUUUGAAUACCUUGGGUAUAGAAAGGUCAUGUCAUGGUACCAGCAAAAAGUAAGUACGCAGAUAGCACGAGUUGCGCGUACCUACUUGGAACUUGGUUGAAAACAAAGAAGUGCCAGGCCGCAAUAUUGGCGUACCUCCGGUACGUAAGUACGCGAAUUAUCGCACCCUGUGAUAUCUUGUAUCUCUGUAUAGUAGAGCCCAGUCCUCACUACGAUACAAGCAUAAUGCCUGGUUAACACUAUCAAAGUUUCUGUGAUCACAGUAGCAAUUUUGCAUUGGUAAAUGAAGGAUUUGUAAGACUUUUUUAAGGGGACUGAUUCACUGUUUAACACAUUUCCUCAAACAUUUCUUACAAAUUCUUCAAAACUUACCGAUGCAACAUUCCUACUGUGAUCACAGAAACUUUGAUGGUGUCAACCAGACUUAAACACAAACAUACCAAGCAUUAUUAUUAUAGAGAUGUUCUAAUGUUACAAAAAUGAUCUUUAAACAGUUAUUACAUUCAAAUAAUUAAUUGAUAGUUAAAAUGAUAUUUUCCAGGUGAUUCUUCAAGGACACCGACAUGUAGUAAUUUGGACUUCCCCAACAUCGCCAUUACACCGAAUAAAUAUGAAAGAAUGUAUCGAUCACUGGAAGCGAGAGGAAAUGAUAGUGGUAAGACUUGAAACAAUAUUCCUGGAAUAGAAUUAUUGGAAAUAUAACUGAUGUUACUCUACAUAUUCCUGGAAUAGAAUUAUUGGAAAUAUCAGGAUGUUGGGCAUCUCACUCGAUACAACUAAUUGUUGAAGAGAUUUUGUAGAUGGAAAUUUCGAGUGGAAAUCUUAAAUAAAUUUAUUAGAUCUAACCAGAAGUAGUUGCGAAAAAUACAACUAUAAGUCCCUGACAGGAAUCGAACCUGCGGCCCUGCCAUUCCGGUGCAGUGCUCUAACCAACUCAGCUACAAGCCGCAGAUUCGAUUCCUGUCAGAGAAGCAAAAGUUGUAUUUUGUGCAACUGCUUAGAUCUGAUUUAAUGCAAAACCCUUCUUGUUGGAAAUAGAACUGGUUUUACUGUACAGUACUUGGUUAAAUUAUGUUAUUGAUUAAUCUUUUCUCUGAAAGGUAACUAACUACUGUAUACCUUUUAACACACCUUUACUUUAACCCAUUAAGCAGUUCGUGGAUUUAAAAGAGUCAACAUUCUUCAGCUUGGUAAAUUAGCAGCCUCUAAAGAAAAAGAGGGACUUUUACCUAUUGCGAUUGUCCACAUACAUACAGUAUAACGCAAUAACCAACCCGAUGAUGAUCCGCUAGAUAGUUAACGGCAAACUUCAAAUCGUAUUUUGAAGUCAACUGUUAUAGCUGUUCGAAGUUAGGGCAAUUUGUGCAUGAAAAGCUACUUAUGUAGCUACUUAGCUGUCGAAAACUUAACAACUUACCUUGUUAUCGAAAACUUAACAACUUACCUUACCAAAUGUAUAAGUUUGCGGUUAGCGGUUCUGUCUUAAACAUCAAUCUAAAGGAAUAACUUUCCCCUCGUUACAGGAAUAACGUUCCCUUCGUUACUGGAGAGGGCUCUCCAAUAAUCCCGCUCUCAAUGGUGCUAGAAAUAAUGCCCCUGUAACAAUAGAGGAUUUACGAUAAUAGUUUUGCACAAUGUGUUUUGGUUGAAAAUAAAUAUUUCUUUCUUCUAGUAAAUUACGGUGAUCGACAAGCAAGAAAAUAUUCAGAGAAUGAUUUUGACAGUCCAUCACGAUACAACCACAGAGCACGCAAUCCCUACUCCCCUGCCCCAAGACCUUCAUGUCUUAGCAUUGAUAACCGCAGUGAUUAUGAUAAUGCAAAGCCUAAAUGUGAAAGCACGCCUGAACCUGCAAGCACGAGAACACCCGCAGCUCGCAGUCCUUACCCUGGCGAGGCCCCGCCUGAUUAUGAAACUGCAAUCGCUGAAAACUCGAUGGACUGUAAUGAAAAGAAGAGGAGUAAGGAACCACGUGGUAAUUAUAAUGAUCCACGUGAUAGUCACAUGUCGUAUAAACAUGAUAGGUAUGGGAACCUACCAAGCCGACAGUCUUCAUGUAGUCCUGGGAGUGAAUGUUCAAAUCAAGGUAGUUCUAUAGCAGGACGUAGGAAAGGACUCAAACCUCCACCCCGGUUAACAAUAGCAAGUGUAAAUUGGGCAGAUAUGCUUCCCCCACCACCCUCUCACCCUCCUCCCGCUAGUGUGGCCACGCGGUCACCACCUCCAUCACCAACCGCUACAUCAAUGUGUAGUGAAACAACAUAUGGUCGUUCCCAUGCCUCUUCAUUCCAUCCGCGCCGCUCAGGCUCUGCUGCCUCGGACUUCGAGAGAGCAGACUCUGUACGGAGUGGAAAAUCGAAAGGAAAGUCCGAGAAUAAACUACCUUUCGACCUUGCUGGGAUUACCAGUGAUAUUAUCAUGCAGUGGGCAGACUCGGUGACAAAUACGAGUGGUUCUGAAGAUGAAUCACCUUGCUCCAGUCCUGAUCGUAAAAGUGGGAUAAGUAGUGACGGUUCAUUCUUAACUGACACUGAUUUCGCCAACGCUGUCAAGGCUGCUGCUGAGUGUGGAGGAUUUAAUAUUGAUAUUGAUCUGAAUAUGUAUAAAGCGAUGGAUCCUAUCAGUUUUCAACCGUUUGCAGGAAGCUUAUCAACUUACAACCCUGAAAGCAACAGCAGGUACAUAGUUGGAAAUAAAAUAGUUUUGUUCAUAAUAUCCCUACCUGUAGAACCAGGAAUAAUGUCAUCCAGUGUCACAAGAAACAGCCAUAGGAAAUCUUUGGAGCUGUUUUAUUAGGGCCUGUAAAUAUGAGCCGGGCUAGAUUGCUUUGCCGGCCCAAGUUGCUUGUUUCACAUGAGCUGGGCUAGCCCGGCGAGGACGCGAUAUUUGCUUUUGGUGGGAAUCUUUUUUUUUUUAUUCGCAAAAUGCUAUCAGAAGUCUUAAUAGACCUUUCUUAUCAUGACCUCAAACGCGGAAAAACACGCGACGUCCCAAGGGACAAUACAAAUGAUGUUUUUAUGAAAUUUAUUGGCUCGCCAACGACUUGCAUUGACCUGUGGGACAAUGCAUAAUAAGAAAGGUCUAUUUUAUCGUCCUUGUUUUGAAUUUUUAGAUUCUUUCUAGAUGGAAUAAGGCAUGUGUUGUGACACAAUGGCCCACUAUGUGCGUUUAUAUGAGUCCGGGAAGGUGAGAGCGAGAGCCCAGGCAGACUGGGCUGGCUCGAUUCCCAUGUGAAUCAAACCUCGAAAACAAAACAAUAUAGGAGGCGAGAUCUCGCUACUUGUAAGCCAACCCGAUUUCCUGGCCAGCCCAGCUCACAUGAACAAGCCCUUGGUAUAAUUAUGAUAGAAAACUGCAGGAAUUGAACCUGUGUUGUAGUUUCCCCGCCCUCCUGACAUUGUCUACAUUGUAAAACCACGUAUGAUGAAUGUUUCUUGCGGAUAUUUCUUUGCAGUAUAAAACCACCAUCAAAGAAAACUCCGAGCAAAGACGGGGAUGGUUUGCGAGAUUCCUCGCGUGGACGUCGCGCGAGGUCUGAAAACUCGCGAGAUGGUAACUUGCCCUCAGUUAAAGAAAAUUCAACGUAUGUCUCAACUAACACGCCAGAAAUUAAGAGCAAUGGAAAAUCAAGAAAUGUUAACGAACUGUAAGUAACUUAUGAAUUUUUUUUUUAAAAACAUCGAAAUUUCCUCACAAAAAGGUCGCCGUCGAUGUUAAUAGAGUAAAACAGCAACAUUAGUUUGUACAAAAAGGUCACUUUUCAUCACAAAAAAGGUCACUUUGAAAAAUGAGGGGGACGUGCUCCCCUCCCCCGGUUCCUACGCCCCUGCUACCUGACCAAAAGAUGUAGGAUCCAGUGUAGGUAGUGUUCUACAGUGAACUCCUAUAUAUGGUUUGUGUCUGAACUACCUGGAAAAGAUAUCUCAAUGGAUGGGGUCCACUCCAGUGUUCUACACUUCAGUGGUCUACAAUAAGUUGCCGUGGUUUUUGUCUGAAACUUCGAACAACGCCUUGAACUUCAAACACACGGCAGUGAUACCCGAGCUUUAAAAACACUUGGACGUAAGUGUCGUUGCGUUGGUUUGCUCCAAAAAGUGAAAGAAGCAUGCCGUAAAUCUGCUCUUAAUAGUUCUUCUGAAUGCCCAGUCUUUUGACCGUUCAGCCCAGUCUUUUGACCGUUUUCUUGGAAAGAUUUACAGUGAAAGAACAGUGAAAAUGUAGCAGAUAAUGAAUAAGAGUCUUUUCUUUGUGUAGUCCCAACACCAGCAGUACAGGCUACGUGCCAGCUCUCACACGAACCUCGGCAUUGGGCAAACUUGAACCUGUGAAACCUGUGAAAAAGAAAUACGCUGUCGUCAGGAAAUUACCUCAAACUGAAAAUACUCCUGAUUAUAACUAUCCAAGUCAUAGUCUUAGUUCGAGUACCAGCAAUGCCAGUACAGUGCGGAGUAGUUCUUGUCCUCCAGGAAUGUUGUCAGAUGAAGAUACUGAAGACGAUGUGGUGAGUCAAAUCAUUCUCAAUUAUACCGCAUCUGAGGAUGAACGAUUGCAAAUAAAAAUAUUGUCUAUGGCCAUAUAUAAUUGUGACGAUCAAAUCUCUGUGUGUUAAAUGUAAAAGGGCUAGGUCUCUUGAUCUUUAAGUUGUUGUUAGUUGUCGCUUGCAUCGAUUGUAAAUUGUCUUAUGUUAGUUUGUUUUGACUGUUGAAAUUAUUGUAAUUGUAAAGUUAAUUAUGGGAUCGCCGUAAUUGCGGAAACUGUGGCGAACGUCCUGGCGCUAUAUUAGCCGAAUCUCAUGAAAUCAUAAACUUCAUGUAACGAGCAUUUAGCAUGUUUUAAUCAGCCAAUCACCGUUUAACUAGACUUUGUGAUAUAUUGUUUUGGUCGUGUUUUCAAAUUUCGUAUUCGUAUUUUCGCAGCAUGAAGUCGUAAUGUUGAUGAUUUUUCAGCAUUAUGUCAAAACUCCAUAUUUGGUCAGCUUCCAUAUGACGAUUUCACAUUUGCCUGUUAGCCAAUAAAAAACCAUGAAUCUUUUAAAUAAAUAAUAUAUGAUAUGUUUAAUAUUAUUAUUUUUUUAUAGAUAUGAUGCCAACCAUAUCUCUGACUGUCUUGGAGUUUUACCAAUCUGGAAAGACCCAAUGGGAAAUAUGCAAACAUUUUAGCCACACGUUAGAAACUUGUUUGUGUAAAACAAUGAUAGAGUGAUCUAGCAAAUGAUCUAUAUAUAACUCGUUUCAUAUUCAGAUAUAUUUUUAUCAUACAUAACUAGUUGAGCAUCAAAGUAUGUGAAUUCUCGUAAUUCCUACAUUAGUGAGUUUGUAAGGCUGCUUUCCAGUCAAGUGUUUUUCAGACGCAGAAAAGUUUAAAUGAAUUUCAAAGUUUCUUAUGAAAUAAUUAAAUGAAUAAAAGCACAGCUUUUAGUUUGGUGUAUGAUUUCAAGUGUAUUUGUUAAUUAAGGUAAUUAGUACUUUGUGUUACAAAGAUUUCAACUUUUCCGUGAUACGAAAAACGCUUAACUGGAAAGCAGCUCUUAGGUUUGACUACCACUACCUUUCACUCAGUACGCAUCUGAUUGGUUAAUCUGGUAAAUUAAACGCAUCUGAUUGGUUAAUCUGGUAAAUUAAACGCAUCUGAUUGGUUAAUCUGGUAAAUUAAACGCAUCUGAUUGGUUAAUGGUCCCUUAGUGGUAGCGGUGGUGGUCGUGAAAUCUACACCUCUCUCUCUGUUGUAAUGUAAAUGACGUUGAGUUAUUAUAUCAAACAUUCAACUCACUAUAUUUUGCUUUGUUGUCUUGAAAUUGAGA